GUUGUGUUUGAUAAGCAAAAAAGCUGCCCUGUUGUGUAUAUUGUUUGGUUGGAGAGAAAAUAAAAAAGGAAAAGGGAAGAAAGAAUGAAGAUAACAGUUGGUGAAGUUAUUCCGUCCACUUCUGUUGCUACCGCCGCUGCUGCUUCUGGUUUUAGACAACACCACCACCACCACCACCACCACUUCCAUUUCUCCUCUUCCUCUGCCCUUUUUAACAGAUGCUCUUCAUUUGGCUUGCCAAGGCAAAGAAUUGGAACGAGUAAGUUCCGAGAUAGAGGGUUUACUGUGCGAGCAUCCGGGGAUGCUUUGGAUCCUGUUCCUCCUCUUCAGUUUGAGUCCCCAGUUGGUCAGCUUUUGGCACAGAUAUUGCAAACACAUCCCCAUCUUCUCCCUUCAGCUAUCGAUCAGCAGCUUGACAAUCUUCAAACUGACCAGAUGGAGGAAUCUCAAGAUCCCCUUUACAAGAGAAUAGCUGAAGUCAAGAAGAAGGAAAGGCGGAAGACACUGGAGGAGAUCAUUUACUCAUUGAUAGUGCAGAAAUUUUCAGAUAAAGCCAUUUUAAUGAUCCCUAAAAUAUCUGCAACCUCAGACCCAACUGGACGAAUAGAUUUCUGGCCAAACCAGGAACAAAAACUAGAAUCUGUUCAUUCCCCUGAAGCUUUUGAAAUGAUUCAGAGCCACUUAGCUCUCGUACUGGGAGAUCGAGGAGUGGGACCCCUUGAGACCAUUGUUCAGAUUAGCAAAAUAAAACUCGGAAAGCUGUAUGCUGCUUCUAUAAUGUAUGGAUAUUUCCUGAGAAGAGUUGAUCAGCGGUAUCAACUUGAUCGAAGCAUGAAUAGCUUACCGAAGGAUUAUGAUGAAAACAGGGCAAAUCCGAUGAGGCAGCUUUGGGAUCCUGAAUCCUUGAUAGUUAUUCAACCUGAAGACGGAGGUGAAGGAAAACCAUAUAGACUGAGGUCAUAUGUGAUGUAUUUGGAUGCCGAAACUCUUCAAAAUUACGCGACGAUAAGAUCCAAGGAAGCUAUGUCUUUGAUUGAAAAGCAAACUCAAGCUUUAUUUGGGAGGCCUGACAUAAGGGUUUCGGAGGAUGGUUCCGUAGAUACUGCGAAUGAUGAAGUGCUGUCCAUCACUUUCUCAGGAUUGACUAUGUUGGUAUUGGAAGCAGUAGCAUUUGGAUCAUUCUUAUGGGAUGCAGAAACCUAUGUUGAAUCCAAAUACCAUUUUGUUAACACCUAAAAUUAUUAUUUUUCGCAGUCUGAGUCUGUAAUUAUAGUGCGCUAGCUUUGCCUUCUGUUCUGGCUGCUAAAAUGUUAAAUAUUUAGUUAGACAGAUAGGUGGGGGCAUGAAUCUGAUGUCGUAAAUACGAAAAUUCUUAUUAGAUUAUGCACACAAGGCUUAUCAUUCAAUUGAAACAUUACAGUAUUUCCUUGCGACCUUA
Messenger RNA from Mercurialis annua (annual mercury), 1438 nucleotides. Its product is annotated as UV-B-induced protein At3g17800, chloroplastic. Bases 85 to 1236 code for a protein of 383 amino acids. The record is from RefSeq and is a predicted model, not a curated record. NCBI's taxonomy places the organism in Eukaryota, Viridiplantae, Streptophyta, Magnoliopsida, Malpighiales, Euphorbiaceae. The transcript is spliced from 3 exons.